Messenger RNA from Ramularia collo-cygni, 1497 nucleotides. Its product is annotated as Aldehyde dehydrogenase. The transcript has 4 exons. Bases 1 to 1497 code for a protein of 498 amino acids. NCBI's taxonomy places the organism in Eukaryota, Fungi, Ascomycota, Dothideomycetes, Mycosphaerellales, Mycosphaerellaceae. Gene Ontology annotation, molecular function: aldehyde dehydrogenase (NAD+) activity. The record is from RefSeq and is a predicted model, not a curated record.
AUGUCUGAUCUUUCCGUCCAGCUUGAGACGCCGCACGCCGGCAAGUACACUCAGCCCACCGGACUUUUCAUCAACAACGAGUUCGUCGCUGGUGUUGACGGCCGCAAAUUCGAGACCAUCAACCCGGCCACCGAGGAGGUCAUCACCUCCGUCCACGAGGCAUCCGAGAAGGAUGUAGACAUCGCCGUCGCCGCUGCCCGCAAGGCAUUCGAGGGACCAUGGAGACGUGAGACCCCAGAGAACCGUGGCAAGCUCCUUCACAAGCUCGCCGACCUCUUCGAGAAGAACCUCGACACUCUCGCAGCCAUUGAGGCGCUCGACAACGGCAAGGCUGUUUCCAUGGCCAAGGUCGAUGUCAGCAUGUGUGUUGGUACCCUCCACUACUACGCCGGCUGGGCCGACAAGAUCGAGGGCAAGGUCGUCGACACCAACCCAGACCACUUCAACUACAUCAAGAAGGAGCCAAUCGGUGUUUGCGGACAGAUCAUCCCAUGGAACUUCCCCCUUCUCAUGUGGUCGUGGAAGAUUGGCCCAGCUAUUGCUGCUGGUAACACCGUCGUCCUCAAGACCGCCGAGCAGACUCCUCUCUCUGCUCUCUUCGCUGCCAGCCUCAUCAAGGAGGCCGGUUUCCCCCCAGGUGUUGUCAACGUCAUCUCUGGGUUCGGAAAGAUCGCAGGUGCCGCCAUCUCCACCCACAUGGACGUUGACAAGGUCGCCUUUACUGGAUCCACCGUUGUCGGUCGCCAGAUCCUCAAGGCUGCUGCCGGCUCCAACUUGAAGAAGGUCACCCUUGAGCUUGGUGGCAAGUCACCCAACAUCGUCUUUGACGAUGCUGACAUUGACAACGCCAUCUCAUGGGUCAACUUCGGUAUCUUCUUCAACCACGGACAGUGCUGCUGUGCCGGUUCGCGUGUCUACGUGCAGGAGGGUAUCUACGACCAGUUCAUUCAGCGAUUCAAGGAGCGUGCCUCCAAGAACGUUGUUGGUGACCCAUUCGCCGCCGACACCUUCCAGGGACCACAGGUCUCCAAGGUCCAGUUCGAUCGUAUCAUGGACUACAUCAAGGCCGGCAAGGAGGCUGGAGCCAACGUCGAAAUCGGUGGUAACCGCAAGGGAGACAAGGGUUACUUCAUCGAGCCAACCAUCUUCUCCAACGUCACCGAGGACAUGAAGAUUGUGCAGGAGGAGAUCUUCGGCCCCGUCUGCUCCAUCUCCAAGUUCAAGACUCAGGAGGAGGUCAUCAAGCUCGGCAAUGCCACGACCUACGGUCUCGCMGCCGCCGUCCACACCAAGUCGCUCAACACCGCCAUUGAGACCUCCAACGCACUUCGCGCCGGUACCGUCUGGGUCAACACCUACAACACCCUGCACCACCAGCUUCCAUUCGGUGGUUACAAGGAGUCUGGUAUCGGUCGUGAGCUUGGUGAGGACGCCCUUGCCAACUAUGUCCAGACCAAGACUGUCAACAUCAGAUUGGGAGAUGCUCUGUUCGGUUAA